Messenger RNA from Homalodisca vitripennis (glassy-winged sharpshooter), 824 nucleotides. RefSeq lists its product as uncharacterized. The transcript is spliced from 4 exons. The record is from RefSeq and is a predicted model, not a curated record. Gene Ontology annotation, molecular function: metallopeptidase activity. NCBI's taxonomy places the organism in Eukaryota, Metazoa, Arthropoda, Insecta, Hemiptera, Cicadellidae. Bases 1 to 378 code for a protein of 125 amino acids.
AUGAGCAUGAGCGACCCGGACAGAGACUGUUUUGUGUAUGUGGCACCCAACUUUGCUUACCGAAGUGGUGUAGAGAAACUGCCCGGACGCAGCUUUCUAUCAGAGUUCCCUUACGAUGCUCUCAGUGUGACUCACUAUGCCCACGAUGAUGCACUCAGAAUCUUCUACGCACAUGCAGGAAAAAAUCUAACAUUGGGUCGCAGUGAUGGCAAACUCUCGGAUUUCGACAUCGGCAAACUGAACACUCUCUACUGUGGGAUGGAAUCCUGGUGUGAGGAACAUUACCAGUGCAGCCACAUGUAUGACUUCGCUUCAACUCAGCCAAACUGUUGGCGUCAGGGACCCAGAUAUGCUGGAGAGACUCGCCCACCAGGCUGAUUGUAAUGUAGAUAUUGCAUCGCAACUCGAUUCUCUAAUGAACACAACAAAGGAAGAGGGGGUGGGAAUUGUGUCUAACUGGACCGUCAUUACUCUAAGGAGUUGACCAGUUCGCCGAAAUACGCAGUCACUGCUACCAACUCCCUGUCCAGGAAAUUCUGUACCACCUCCACACAACCACCCGGACCAGCACACUCUACCAACUGCACAACAAAAGCAAUUAUCUAGUCAAUUACAGAAACAAAAUAAGCGUUUUAUAUAAUAGUAAUAAUUAAAUAAUUGGAGGGUAAAUGGAUGAAAGUGUUACAAUACAUUUUAGUAGUUUUGGGAAAAAAAUUUAUCUAAAGAUCUAAUUAUGUUGUGUCUUUAUUGAUUUUUUCUACAACUAUACAUUUUGUUAGCUAUUUAAGCAUACAUUUGACUUUAAGUACAACUCUAUUCCUUGU